This is a messenger RNA of Fusarium odoratissimum NRRL 54006, 1512 nucleotides long. RefSeq lists its product as uncharacterized. The coding region runs from base 1 to 1512 and encodes 503 amino acids. The transcript is spliced from 6 exons. NCBI's taxonomy places the organism in Eukaryota, Fungi, Ascomycota, Sordariomycetes, Hypocreales, Nectriaceae. The record is from RefSeq and is a predicted model, not a curated record. Gene Ontology annotation, molecular function: oxidoreductase activity, acting on paired donors, with incorporation or reduction of molecular oxygen; monooxygenase activity; iron ion binding.
AUGAAGUCCAUGUCGCUCUAUGUGUUGCUAGCCUUUUGUUUGACUCUGGGCUGGUUCAUUUUGACCCUUGUCAAUGUCAUUCGUUGCCCCUUGAAACGAGUGCCUGGACCGUUUCUUGCACGAUUCACAAGACUAUGGCUUCUGAAGCAGGUGUACUUUGGGACAUACCCCAAGACCAGUAUCGAACUCCAUAGGAAGUAUGGGCCCAUUGUACGCAUUGCACCGAAUGAGUACAGUAUCGACGAUCCUGCAGCAGCCAAGAUAAUCUAUGGCAGUGGUCGAGGAUUCACAAAGUCUCCCUGGUAUUAUGCCAGCGGCAAUCCCAUCAGCCCACUCCCCAACAUCUUCGCCGAGCCGAAUCCUCAUAUCCAUGCCCAGGCUAGACGAAAGGUCGCAGCUGCGUACUCGAUGACCAACUUAGUCCAACUCGAGCCUUUCAUCGACAAAUGCUCCGCUGUUUUUCGGGACCGAUUAGAAGAGUUUGCUCGGUCUGGUGCCUCCGUGGAGAUAUCCCACUGGAUGCAGUGUUAUGCUUUCGAUGUAAUAGGCAUGAUGACGCUCGGAAAACGAUUUGGCUUCUUAGAUUCCGGCGAGGAUAUACAAGGAAUCAUGUCGUCUCUGAGCCAGUACCUGGUUUACUGUGCCAAUGUAGGGGUAUUCCCAGAGUGGCACAAGGCUCUUUUUCGCAGGCAAAUGCGUUCAAAGACUGUAUCUGGUUUGACACAUGUCCGAGAAUUCGCCAAUGCGCAACUCGAAGAAAAGCGCGAGAAGGUCAAGGCAGAUGAAGAAGCCGAUGGCCAUGCAGCAGAGGACUUCAUCACCAAGUUCUUGCGUAUUCAGACUCAAGAUCCGGCAAAGGUUACUAACGCUGACAUUAGCUCAGUAUGUACCAUGAAUAUUGGUGCUGGUUCUGACACAACAUCCAUCAGUUUGACUUCAAUCAUCUUCAACUUGAUCAAGCACCCGAGAGUUCUCGAACGACUCCGUGCUGAGAUCAAAGAGCAUGAGACUCAAGGCACAAUAUCGGAUCCAAUCAAGUUCGCUGAAGCCAACCGACUUCCCUAUCUCCAAGCUGUCAUCAAAGAAGGCCUACGGAUGCAUCCUGCCACUGGGCUGAGUCUGGGCCUAGUCGUUCCACAAGAUGGUGCAAUCUUGGUAGGGCAAUACUUUCCUCCAGGAACUGUCGUCGGUAUAAAUGCAUGGGUAGCCCAUGCCAACACCAAGGUGUUUGGUCAUGACGCCCGUGUAUUUCGGCCCGAGAGGUGGCUCGAUUACCCAGAACUGGUCAAAGAACGCGAAGCAUAUUUUAUGACUUUUGGCCUAGGCUCUCGCACAUGUCUGGGCAAGAACAUCAGCCUUAUGGAGCUUUCCAAAGCUGUUCCACAAAUAGUUCGGCACUUUGAGUUUGUUCCAGACACAAAGUCCGGAGAACCCGAGUACGUGACGGAGAAUGUUUGGUUUGUCAAGAUUAGGGAGUUCCAUUGUAAGGUCUACAGUAGACAUGGGCAGUGA